Molecule: messenger RNA, 312 nt
Organism: Perkinsus marinus ATCC 50983
Lineage: Eukaryota; Perkinsozoa; Perkinsida; Perkinsidae
Product: cysteinyl-tRNA synthetase, putative
Exons: 4
Source: RefSeq, a predicted model, not a curated record
GACACCACGCCUAAUCAGCUUAUUUGUAACUUGACGGUUACUUUGAAGGAGAGCGGCCUCAAGAAAACCGAGGGCAAACACGCCGAUCGUUCUCGUAAGGAAGCUCAAGCGGCCCAGCUAGCUGAGAAGGAGGCUAAGAAAAAAAUCAGGCCUGAGGAUAUGUUUAAAGGUCAAACUGAUAAGUACUCCAAGUUCGACGAGCAUGGUAUCCCUACGCACGAUGCGGGUGGUGAGAAGCUCACUAAAAGCGCUUAUAAGAAGCUUCACAAGGAAUGGGAGAAGCAGAGGCGUUUGUAUGAGAGUAGCCAUUGA